Messenger RNA from Raphanus sativus (radish), 523 nucleotides. RefSeq names its product inactive squalene synthase 2-like. The record is from RefSeq and is a predicted model, not a curated record. The coding region runs from base 122 to 523 and encodes 133 amino acids. The transcript is spliced from 4 exons. Gene Ontology annotation, biological process: biosynthetic process; farnesyl diphosphate metabolic process. Gene Ontology annotation, molecular function: squalene synthase [NAD(P)H] activity. Gene Ontology annotation, cellular component: endoplasmic reticulum membrane. NCBI's taxonomy places the organism in Eukaryota, Viridiplantae, Streptophyta, Magnoliopsida, Brassicales, Brassicaceae.
UCACCGUGGCACGUUAAGAGUCUUACAUUUUUCAUUACAUAAACUUCGCUGUUUUGUUCGCCCCAACGAAUACCGCCAUUCUUUUUUUUUUCCCCUGUUUCUGAGUAAAAUUUCUAGAAAAAUGGGAAGCUUGAGUACAAUUCUGAGACACCCUGAUGAGAUAUAUCCACUCUUAAAGUUGAAGCUUGCUAUUAUGAGAGCUCAGAAUCAGAUCCCUCUUGAUGAUCCACACUUGGCUCUCUGCUACUCAUUGCUCCAAAACGUUUCUAAAAGCUUCUCUCUUGUUAUUCAACAACUACGCACCGAGCUUCGUGACGCCGUGUGUGUGUUCUACUUGAUUCUCCGUGCUCUUGAUACUGUUGAGGAUGACACAAGCAUACCAAUGGAGAUCAAGGUUCCUAUUUUGUUAGCUUUCCACCGUCAUAUAUACGAUCGUGACUGGCAUUUUACAUGUGGUACAAAGGAGUAUAAGGUUCUAAUGGACCAGUUUUCACCAUGUUUCUGCAGCUUUUCUGGAACUUGA